Molecule: messenger RNA, 1032 nt
Organism: Aspergillus wentii DTO 134E9
Lineage: Eukaryota; Fungi; Ascomycota; Eurotiomycetes; Eurotiales; Aspergillaceae
Product: sterol desaturase family protein
Exons: 3
Coding region: 1-912 (303 amino acids)
Biological process (GO): lipid biosynthetic process
Molecular function (GO): iron ion binding; oxidoreductase activity
Source: RefSeq, a predicted model, not a curated record
AUGGAUCUUUUGGUUGAUGUUCUUGACCCGCCUCUUUUUGAUCCGUUCUACAGCAGGAUCAAGGACUUGGUUACUGACUAUGUCUGUCUUGUUGACAGCCCGGAGGGGAUAUGGGAGAUAUCAGACAGAGAGAUUCCAUAUGCAGCAGCAUUGAGGCACGGAAUAUGCGAUAUCAUUGAAUCUACCAGCUUCUGGGAUCGACAAAGCAUAGUUAGGCAGUAUCUCAGUGCCAUGGCCAUCACAAUGGUAUUGAGCACGCUGUUCUUCUUUAUCUGUGGAAGCAUCUGCUACUAUCUUUAUUUUGACCCAGCCUUCAAAUCGCACCCGAAGUUUCUCAAGAAUCAGGUGCGACAAGAAAUACGGGAGUCUAUGCUUUCAAUCCUCUUUGUCAGUAUCUUCACAGCCCCAAUAUUUGUGGCCCAGUUUCGAGGAUACUCGAAAUUAUACGCCUCCCCCGAGGCAGGACCGGGAGAUUGGUAUGAGAUUGUCCAGUUCCCACUCUUUGUGAUCUUCUCCGAUACGGGAAUGUACUGGCUUCAUCGCAUGUUUCAUCUACCCUUGCUUUUCAACACAAUGCAUAAAGGCCACCAUCGCUAUAUCAUCCCGACGCCAUUUUCCGCCUACGCUUUCCAUCCUGUCGAGGCGUACAUAAUGAGCCUGCCAGCCCACGCUUACUGCUUUGCCCUGCCAAUGUCCAAGUUUGCGUACAUUGUGACAUUUGUUGUGACUAAUAUCUGGUCUUUUCUACUGCAUGACAACAGUGACGCUUUCCAUACCGUUCAUCACAAAAAUGUCAAAUUCAACUUUGGUCAGUUCUUGCACUCGUGGGACCGGUUGGGUGGGACCUAUCAAGACCCAGUCCGAUUUUUUUCGCCGCGGCGAUCUGGUCAAUCGAUUAAGCAGCCAGAAUAGCCCUAUAUGCUGGAGGAACUCAUAUACGGCACAAUUGGAACAGUGACAAACUACUCUACCGUAUCUUUUAAAAGUGAUGAUCAAAUGCUAGAUAGAAAGAUCAAAAAAAUAUAGAAAAGC